Messenger RNA from Cuscuta campestris, 1308 nucleotides. NCBI's taxonomy places the organism in Eukaryota, Viridiplantae, Streptophyta, Magnoliopsida, Solanales, Convolvulaceae. The record is from the annotation of a GenBank genome assembly.
UGUGCCCUUGGUACCAUAAAUUUAAUACUCCCUCCGUCCCAAAAAGUUUUUCUCGUUUCAUUUUUUGCGCAUCUCAUAAAACACUUCUACCGGCAUCUAAAAUGUAUAACAUUUCUUCUUUAUAGUGGGUAGAAGUUAUUUUGAAAGUUUUUGUGGCAUUCAAGGCAGGAUAGAAGUGUUUUAUGGGAUGCGCAAAAAAUAAAACAGGAAAGACUUUUUGGGACGGAGGGAGUAUGUGUUUAAAUUGAAACAAGUAAAUUCACUUUAUAAUUUCUCAUAUUGGUGAAGGCUUCUCAUCCUUCCACUACAAAACACAAAAUCAUAACCACACAUAUCCUACAAUAAUCAUCUUCAACAAACCACAAGUUUGUGUCAUGCAUGUGUGAAGCUAAGGAUCACAAGGCAAGAGAGAGGGGAGGGAAAGGGAGGGCGGGAGAACAUUCAUUUUUCACCUCAAUCUUCUUAUUCUUAAUAAUUGUUGUUGAUCUUUCUUCAUAUAUCCUCCUCCCCUCCAAGAGAGAGAUGGGAAGUAUUAUUCAAUGUGAUCAAAUAAAAGAACUGAAGGAUAUCUUCACGCGAUUUGAUUUGGAUAGAGACGGGAGCCUGACGCAAUUAGAACUCGCCGCCCUCCUCCGUUCAAUUGGCCUGAAGUCAAGUAAUAAUGGUGAUCAAAUACAUGCCUUGUCCGCCCACAUUGAUGCCAAUGGUAAUGGCUCCAUUGAGUUUGAGGAGCUUGUUCGUGCUAUUCUUCCCGACCUUAACAAACAAGUGUUGAUCAACAAGGAACAACUCAUGGAAGUUUUUCAGUCUUUUGAUAAAGAUGGUAGCGGUUACAUCACUGCCGCCGAGCUGGCUGGUCAUAUGGCAAAAAUGGGACAACCACUAACAUACCGUGAACUAACAGAGAUGAUGCGGGAGGGAGACAUGAACGGAGACGGUGUCAUAAGCUUCAAUGAGUUUGCCAACAUUUUAGGCAAAUCUGCAUCUGAAUUUCUUAAUCUCACAGUUUCUUCUUAGCUUGUUUGUCAAUCUUAUACUUCUUGCCAACACUAUUAAAUCUAACAUAAGUGGCUUGAGCAAUUCUUAGUAGCAUACAAAACGGUUGUUCCAGUGGCAAAUUGGCAAUGACAUUUAAGUCUUUUGGAUGUAUCACAACAUUGUAAUUUUAUUAUGAUUUUGAAAUGCUCUGCAUUUCAUUCAUCAUGUGUAUGUAUAUGCUAUACAUACUAUACAAAAUAAUAAUGGGAAAUAUUUCGAUAUAUUUCAAGGGUUUUGAUUCAAUACAAAGAAUAAACUCACUUUAUAUGU